UCUGCCUUCCCGGAGUGCUUCGCGCCGGGCCCCUUCAGCGUGGGUGAGCGAAUGUGAGAGUCAGCGUCGCGCCGUGCGCGCCGUCCGCCUCCGCUGCUCGGCGCCCUUAUUUCGGCUGCGAGGGGCGGGCGCGCGCGUAAAGGCAUAGAGACGGGCGUUGAGCUCUUGGGCUAGAGCGUCGCCGAGUCGGAGCCGGAGCCCGAGCCGCGCGCUGUGUCUCCGCUGCGUCCGCCGAGGCCCCCGAGUGUCAGGGACAAAAGCCGCCGCCGCGCCGCCUGCUCCCGUCGCCGGGGCUCAUCCGCUGCCGCCGCCACCCUGAGGAGAGUCCGCCGCCGUCGCCACCCGUGAGGAUCCAAGAGCCAUGUCGGCCAGCAGCCUCUUGGAGCAGAGACCAAAAGGUCAAGGAAACAAAGUACAAAAUGGAUCUGUACAUCAAAAGGAUGGAUUAAAUGAUGAUGAUUUUGAACCUUACUUGAGUCCACAGGCAAGGCCCAAUAAUGCAUAUACUGCCAUGUCAGAUUCCUACUUACCCAGUUACUACAGUCCCUCCAUUGGCUUCUCCUAUUCUUUGGGUGAAGCUGCUUGGUCUACCGGGGGUGACACAGCCAUGCCCUAUCUAACUUCUUAUGGACAGCUGAGCAACGGAGAGCCUCACUUCCUACCAGAUGCAAUGUUCGGACAACCAGGAGCCCUGGGUAGCACUCCAUUUCUUGGUCAGCAUGGUUUUAAUUUCUUUCCCAGUGGGAUUGACUUCUCAGCUUGGGGAAAUAACAGUUCUCAGGGACAGUCUACUCAGAGCUCUGGAUAUAGUAGCAAUUAUGCUUAUGCACCUAGCUCCUUAGGUGGAGCCAUGAUUGAUGGACAGUCAGCUUUUGCCAGUGAGACCCUCAAUAAGGCUCCUGGCAUGAAUACUAUAGACCAGGGGAUGGCAGCCCUGAAGUUGGGUAGCACAGAAGUUGCAAGCAAUGUUCCAAAAGUUGUAGGCUCUGCUGUUGGUAGCGGGUCCAUUACUAGUAACAUCGUGGCUUCCAAUAGUUUGCCUCCAGCUACCAUUGCUCCUCCAAAACCAGCAUCUUGGGCUGAUAUUGCUAGCAAGCCUGCGAAACAGCAACCCAAGUUGAAGACCAAGAAUGGCAUUGCAGGGUCAAGUCUUCCACCACCUCCAAUAAAACAUAACAUGGAUAUUGGAACUUGGGAUAACAAGGGUCCUGUGGCAAAAACCCCCUCACAGGCUUUGGUUCAGAACAUAGGUCAGCAGCCAACCCAGGGGUCUCCGCAGCCUGUAGGUCAGCAGGCUAACAAUAGCCCACCAGUGGCUCAGGCAUCAGUAGGGCAACAGACACAGCCAUUGCCCCCACCACCACCACAGCCUGCCCAGCUCUCAGUGCAGCAACAGGCAGCUCAGCCAACCCGCUGGGUAGCACCUCGGAACCGUGGCAGUGGGUUCGGUCAUAAUGGGGUGGAUGGUAAUGGAGUAGGACAGUCUCAGGCUGGAUCUGGAUCUACUCCUUCAGAACCUCACCCAGUGUUGGAGAAGCUGCGGUCCAUUAAUAACUAUAACCCCAAGGAUUUUGACUGGAAUCUGAAACAUGGCCGGGUUUUCAUCAUUAAGAGCUACUCUGAGGACGAUAUCCACCGUUCCAUUAAGUAUAAUAUCUGGUGCAGCACAGAGCAUGGGAACAAGAGACUGGAUGCUGCUUAUCGCUCCAUGAACGGGAAGGGCCCCGUUUACUUACUUUUCAGUGUCAACGGCAGUGGACACUUCUGUGGCGUUGCAGAAAUGAAAUCUGCUGUGGACUACAACACAUGUGCAGGUGUUUGGUCCCAGGACAAAUGGAAGGGUCGUUUUGAUGUCAGGUGGAUUUUUGUGAAGGACGUUCCCAAUAGCCAGUUGCGACACAUUCGCCUAGAGAACAACGAGAAUAAACCAGUGACCAACUCCAGGGACACUCAGGAAGUGCCUCUGGAAAAGGCUAAGCAGGUGUUGAAAAUCAUAGCCAGCUACAAGCACACCACUUCCAUUUUUGAUGACUUCUCACACUAUGAGAAACGCCAGGAGGAAGAAGAAAGUGUUAAAAAGGAACGUCAAGGUCGUGGGAAAUAAGAGGCAGUUCUGCACAGACUGCAGCAACGGUUGCAUCUGCAUAUCCUAAGAGGAAAAAAAUUGACCUUCAAGAGAAUUAGGACUUUUUUCUUAAUUUCAUUGACUUCAGAGACGAUUGCAGACUUGCAGUUUAAGUAUUGGAAUUUCACAAAAGACAUAGGACUUAACUGGAAAAUGAAAAAAAAAAGAAAAAGAAAAAACUAAACAAAAAAUCCCUCUAGGUAGUUUAGGUGAAAAAUGUCCCUUUUAUUUUGGCUUUGGUUGUGAUUUCAGAGCAUAAUGCUUUGUUUUUUUGUCUUUUUACUAUGUUUUUCGGAUUUUAAAGUCCGUAAGUGCAUACAGUUUUCUCUAAUUUUUAAACCCUUUCCUCCCCCCAUUUUGACAUUUGCACUUGGAGAACACUUGAGUUUUGAAGGUUUUGGGCAUCCACCCCAGAAAGUGGGAAUUUGUUUUUUCCCUUCCGAACUGGAAGAACAUUUUUAUGAAGAAUUUUUGUCUUGGAGAAUUUAACAGUGUUACCCAAGGUUGUGUCUUUAAGGGUGGUUCAUUUUCUCUGACCCUUUGUUAUUCAAAGUAAAAUACUAGGAGUCCUAAGAAAUGUUCUGUUCUUGUACAUUAUACUGAUUAAGUCAGGAUUAAUUUGAUUUCAAAGCUAAGAACAGUGGUAAAAACUUGUUUACAGAAAUGCAUUUUGGAAGAGAAAAAUAUUGUAAAACGUGUAGUGAAUGUUUCUUCAGUUUCUUGUUCAGCCAAUGAGGAAAGGGCAUUGCCUUUCUUUUUACCAUUAAUCACUUCUCAAUAAACAUGAGAUCCUGUUGAGCAUCA
Balaenoptera musculus (blue whale) is the source of this 2929-nucleotide messenger RNA. RefSeq names its product YTH N6-methyladenosine RNA binding protein 2 (gene YTHDF2). Gene Ontology annotation, molecular function: N6-methyladenosine-containing RNA reader activity; mRNA binding. The transcript is spliced from 5 exons. NCBI's taxonomy places the organism in Eukaryota, Metazoa, Chordata, Mammalia, Artiodactyla, Balaenopteridae. Gene Ontology annotation, cellular component: cytoplasm. The record is from RefSeq and is a predicted model, not a curated record. Gene Ontology annotation, biological process: mRNA destabilization. The coding region runs from base 362 to 2104 and encodes 580 amino acids.